Messenger RNA from Amphiprion ocellaris (clown anemonefish), 2963 nucleotides. Its product is annotated as acidic leucine-rich nuclear phosphoprotein 32 family member E-like. Gene Ontology annotation, molecular function: phosphatase inhibitor activity; histone binding. Gene Ontology annotation, biological process: regulation of apoptotic process. NCBI's taxonomy places the organism in Eukaryota, Metazoa, Chordata, Actinopteri, Pomacentridae. The transcript has 7 exons. Gene Ontology annotation, cellular component: nucleus. Bases 127 to 900 code for a protein of 257 amino acids. The record is from RefSeq and is a predicted model, not a curated record.
UGAGUGGAGCUCGGCCGCAGCGAACAUGGAGGUUUAGUUGUCGGCUGAUGUCCGCCGGAGCAGGAGGCCUCACUGAACGAGCCACUUUUCCUUUGUUAUACUUUGUUUUUUCCGCCUCCGUUCGACAUGGAGAUGAAGAAGAGGAUCAGCCUGGAGCUGAGGAACAGAAACCCCGCCGAGGUGGCAGAGCUGGUGGUGGAUAACUGUCGCUCAGGUGACGGAGAGGUGGAGGGUCUGACGGAGGAGUACACGGAGCUGGAGAUCCUCAGCAUGGUCAACGUCGGCCUCAGCUCGCUGGCCAAACUGCCAUCGUUGCCCAAACUACGCAAGCUGGAGGUCAGUGAUAACACCAUCACCGGAGGUUUGGACACGCUGGCAGAGAAAUGUCCAAACCUGACGUACCUGAACCUGAGCGGAAACAAGAUCAAAGAGCUGAGCAGCAUCGAGGCGCUGCAGAACUUGAAGAACCUGAAGAGUUUGGACCUGUACAGCUGUGAGAUCACUACGCUGGACGACUACAGGGAGAGCGUGUUCGAGCUGCUGCCUCAGCUCACCUACCUGGACGGAUACGACCAGGAGGACAACGAAGUGCCUGACUCCGAGGCCGACAAUGACGAUGACGAUGAAGGAGGUCCACACGGAGACCUCGAUGAUGAUGACGACGACGACGAGGAGGAUGAGGAUGACGAGGAAGGCUCCGACGGAGACGAGGACGAGGUCGGCCUGUCGUACCUGAUGAAGGAGGGAAUCCAGGACGAAGAGGACGACGGCGACUACGUGGAGGAGGAAGAGGACGAUGAGGAGGAAGAGGAGGAUGGAGACGACGACGGAGCUGCUGUUCGAGGGGAGAAAAGGAAGAGAGAUGCUGAGGACGACGGUGACGACGAUGACGACGAAUAGUUGGAGCCUUCACCUGCUGUUCCACCUGGCCCCACCCACCACCUGACCCCGCCCCCUCCAGUGACCUCUGACCCCUGCUGGCCUCUGAGCUGCAGACUGACAGCUGCUCGUGGCUGAUGAUGUCAUCAUUACCUCGGUGACGUCGUCAGCUGACAAGCAGGAAACCAAUCAAAAAAGCCUGAUUGGUCUUUUAAAGAGUUUGAACAGAAACAGGCUGCAUUAAUCUAAGUAUAGACUUUCAGCGAUGCCAUUUUCUCACUUUCAGGUAACAUUAAUGCAUCAUAUAGCAGUUUAUUGGUCUGGUAUUGAUCAAGGCUUAAAGAAGUGCAUUUUUCCUCGACAUGUCCAUUAAUGUCACAGUUUACCUCUGUAAAAAUCAAACCUCAUUUGAAUUUAAUCUCAUCCUGAUUGAAGUGAUUCCUGCUCUGCUCCAGAGCUCCUGCAACACUUCAACACAACGAUGAUUACCAAUUUGUUUUCAGAAUGACACGUCACAAUUCACAUGUUUUACUGAUCCGUCCUAAACCUCUAAAUUCUCAGCAGUUUGUGUCAUUUUAACUCGCUGUGAUUCAUUUUUCAAUCUAAAGUCCUGCAGUGGAAACAGGACAACAUCAAGAAGGAGAAGAAACUCAGAAAUUUCUUCUGUCAGUACCAAAGAAAAAUAAACUUUUCCUUUAUUAAUUUUAUAAAACUAAAAAAAUCCAGGAACCAUAAUGGUUCCUCAAAUGAUAAAACUCUGGAACUAAUUUUAUUUCCUCAUACUGUAGAUGUGGAACUAUCUCCAUGGUCCUCUCCAGACUUUUUCUCUCUCCUCUGCUCAUCAGCUGUAGAAAGAUGUUUCACCAUGCUGAAUGUAUCUUCAGACAGCUUGCUCCUCUGUUCACUGUUUCUGAGCCACGCUGCAUUUAUUUUAUUGAUCCAGUUCACCUGAAACCUUUGGAUUUUUCACUCUGUCAUGAAAAAUCAGUUGCAACCAGGAGUGAAGAACUUUUUUUACAGGAUCUGAUAAGAGCAAAGAUUUUAUUUUUGGAAAAAUUUUAAAUGGCACAUACAGAAUAAAGUCAUAUUAGUGAAAUAUAGUGUUUACACUCAGAUUUGGUAUUUUUUCUGACAAAGCAGCCCAAUACAGAUGACUGCUUCAAGUUGGACCUUUUGAAAGUUGAUUCUUUCAGAUUUUAGUUUUUGACUGAUCACUGGUGAUGUUUUGGAGGUUUUUAAAAAAUCAAACGUGUUUCAAACCUGCCGGCAGGUUUUAGGUUUCAGAAAUUUAAAUACUUAGAGUUAAAUGUUUUGCUCACAAAUGGUGGAAAUUAUUUUUGUUGCUGUGCUUAAAAGAAAAACAGGUUUGAUUCAGUUAAAUGGUAGAUUCUGUUAAAUGCAGCGAGUUUCUGUUUGAUCUGUCAGUUUAUUGAUCAUCGCUCAGAGCUGAUCAGGUUUUGUGCAGCGGAUCACCGUGAUCGAACUGAUUUCUAGACGUUUGAUCAGGUUCUCCCGUGAAACCAGUUCAGCUUUUACUGGCUUCUUCUGUUUCUCCUGAUCCUGAACUCAGCUUCUGUUCAAACUUUCUUCUGUUCAGUCUGCUCUGACUGAAUACUACAUUACCCACGAGUCUCAGCAGCUGUCACCGUGGAGACACUUCCAUUCAAUGCUGUGACAUCAGAACUAUUGCAGCUGCUGAUUGAUUCAAAAGUUAAUCCAGUUAAUCUCUGAUUUGAUGUUUCUCAAAGCAGAUGCAUUCUGGGACUCAUAGUCAACUCAGGUGUGUUUGAACUGUUAAUGCAUUAACCCCGCCUCCUCUCACCUGGCACCUAUCCGUCUGCAGCUCAGUGACCUUUCAGCUCCUCCCAUUGGGUCUCUGUGGGUCUCGGGUCCUUGUAAAUAGAAGUGAACUGGUCUGUGUAGGUUUUGUGGUGUCGUCUCUUUGACCCUGACUUGUCGUGUUGAGUUUAGAAACGUGAAGUCGGAGUCCACUCGUCUCCGACUUAAGUUUAUUUUUUUAUUCCUGUCUGCUGAUCGUGUUGCUGUAACCGCCGUGUUUUCGAAUAAAACGACUGAAUUCUCCA